AUGCACAACGACGUGAGAAUGAGAGAAAUCUCUCACCAUCUCCAGCCGUCGGACGAAUGGAAGGUUGAACAAGGCUUCGCUGGUGCAGAGCUGCCUCUUCUCGACGUAACUGUGCCGCCAGAGCAGCGCUUCAAACAGCUUCAUGCUAUGUCCAAGGGCCAGACGGUCGUCCCGGUCCAAGACAGCGAGGAUGAAGAAGACGCCGCCAAGGCCGACGACAUUGCAGCAGAGGACUUCGACCCGAAUGUGAUAUUCGCCGAGGAACGUCCAGGUUGGCGUGGUUAUGUUGAAUGGGAAGAGUAUCCGGAGAAGAAAGCCAAAGCCCACAAGAUUCUGAUCAACAAUAACUUUCCUCCGCCGCCGGAAUUCCAACUGGGACCCAUUCCCGACACCAAUCCCGUCCUUGAAGGUGUGCGGUGGAAGAUGUGGCACAAGGCGAUCGGCGGCCCGUUGACCUCGGUUCCCGAAGAGUCGUGGCUCCGCGUGAUCCAGGAGAAGCACCCUGACAUGCUCCACCUGCUCCAGUUCCCGUACAACGGCGAGCCGCCCAAGCGUCUCGUCACGGCAAAGCCUGUCACCCCGACGCCGCUGCAUUUCAUCCGGAACCACGGUGGCAUCCCCGACAUCGACGCGGACAAGUGGGAGCUCAAGCUGGACGGACUGGUCAAGCACCCGCGGACCUUCACCCUGGCGGACCUGCAGAACGAGGAAGUGUUCCCGCGCAUGGAGAAGCUCGUGACGAUCCAGUGCAGCGGCACGCGGCGCAUCGAGCAGAUCCAGGAGUACGCGGGCGAGGGCGACGAGAUGAUCAACGCGCCGUGGGCCGAGGGGGCGAUCGGCACGGCGCGGUACGUGGGCGUCAGUCUGAAAAAGCUCAUCAAGCAGUGCGGCGGCAUGGCCGAGGGCGGCAAGCACCUCGAGUUCUACGGGGCGGACACGUACUUCAAGCAGAACGAGGUCAUGAACUACCUCGUCAGCGUGCCGUGGAGCAAGGUCAAGGCCAACGAGGUCAUGGUGGUGUGGGAGAUGAACGGCGAGCCGCUUCCCAGGAUCCACGGGUACCCGGUCCGGCUCGUGGUCAUGGGCUACAUCGGCGCGCGCAGCGUCAAGUGGGUGUACCGCGUCAAGGCGCUGGCGCAGCCGACGCGGGCGCCGGUCCAGAGCAAGGAGUACCUGUACUUCAACCAGCAGGUCGGCAAGCACAACCAGCUGCCGACCAUGGGCAUCCAGAUCCAGGAGAUGCCCGUGAGCUCGGCCAUCAUGUCGCCGUGGACCAAGCAGGUCGUGGUGCACGAGGGCCGCAUCGAGGUCAAGGGCUGGGCCUACAGCGGCGGCGGCCGCUGGCCCGAGCGCGUCGAGGUCUCGGCCGACGGCGGCUUCAGCUGGUACGCCGUGCCCAACGACCGCCUGAGCCCCAAGCACAAGUUCGCCUGGCGCACCUGGGAGAUCGACCUGCCCUGCGACGUCGAGGGCUGGAUCGAGAUCGUCGUGCGCUGCUGGGACAACAGCAUCAACACCCAGCCGCUCUACGUGCGCAACGCCUGGAACUGGGGCCUGCACGUCACGAGCAGCUGCCACCGCGUCAAGGUCUACAGCGUCAACAAGUCGAAGGAGCAGACCAGACGGCGGCUCGAAGAGUUUGCCCAGCACGGAGAGUCGUUUGUGCCCCUGACCCGUCCCACCGAUUUCCCCACCAUCACCUCGGAAGAGUACGAAGAGUUUUGGGCAAAGAAUGAGCCUAGGGAUGUGGAUGAGUAG
This is a messenger RNA of Exophiala spinifera, 1758 nucleotides long. RefSeq lists its product as uncharacterized. The transcript is spliced from 3 exons. The record is from RefSeq and is a predicted model, not a curated record. NCBI's taxonomy places the organism in Eukaryota, Fungi, Ascomycota, Eurotiomycetes, Chaetothyriales, Herpotrichiellaceae. Bases 1 to 1758 code for a protein of 585 amino acids. Gene Ontology annotation, molecular function: oxidoreductase activity; molybdenum ion binding. Gene Ontology annotation, cellular component: mitochondrion.